UCUCACUUUCUCUAUAGCGGUGUGAGAGUGAGCCCUCCAUCCAUCCCUCCCCUUCUUCUCCCGUGAGAUUUUUCACCUCCCUGGUGUCUCUUCUGCAGUCCUCAAUUCAGGACGGGGCUGUGGCAAGGUCGCUGGAGUUGAAAGAGUAGCAUCUGGGAGCUGGAGGUCUUGGGGGGUAAAGUUUGGGGAGCAUGUAUUAGAAAAGGAAGAAAAGUUUCCUUUGAAAACAACUAAAUUUGAAAGAACAAGCGGAAAAAAAAAAGCGAUUGGUGGCUCCCAACGAGAGCCAACCAUCACCGCAUGACCGACCCAGUGGAGCAGAAGCAGCAGCCGGAAAAAAUUACAGGCUCAGUCUUUAUUGCCAAACAACUUCAUCUGCAUCAUGAAUAGCAACAAAACAGCCUUGGAGCAGAUUGCUGUAACAACUUCAGCAGCCGAAGUUACUAAAAGCAGGGGCAAGUUGGAGAGACAAGGCACUCCUUUGUGUGACUGGAGUGAGGGUGGAGACGCCCCGGCAGCUGCCGGUGCCCCAGGUUCUGCAGGGCAGGGCAGGAUCCCCGCCAAGAGUGCGCUGGUAGCCCCAGGCAGGCAGCCGAAGCGGGGGGAGCCGCAGCACAGCAUGGCCCGCGCCGGAGAGGCCCAGGGCUUUGAGAAACUGUUGCUUCAGUUGGCGGCUCUCUACGCCAUGGCAUUUUUGGUGGCUGUUCCACCACUUCUUCAGAUGCCUGGGGCCGCAGGUGAAAUGGAAAUUCCUGAUACAAAUGACCCUUUGGGACAAUUGGAUGGACCUAACAACCCUAUUCCCACACCAAAAGGGUACUUUUUGAAUUUUUUGGAACCAGUAAACAAUAUCACCAUAGUCCAGGGCCAGACAGCAAUUCUCUACUGCAAAGUGGCAGGAAAUCCAUUUCCAAACAUCAGCUGGCUAAAGAAUGAUGCACCUGUGGUUCAAGAACCACAUAGGAUUAUCAUCAGGAAAAAAGACUAUGGUUCUCGUUUAAGAAUACAAGAUCUGGAUACCACAGACACUGGGUACUACCAGUGUGUGGCUACCAAUGGAAUGAAGACCAUCACAGCAACCGGAGUCCUUUUUGUGAGGCUUGGUCCAACACACAAUCCAAAUCAUAAUUUUCAGGAUGAUUAUCAUGAAGAUGGGUUUUGUCAGCCCUACAGGGGGAUUGCAUGUGCACGAUUCAUUGGAAACAGGACUAUUUUUGUAGACUCCCUCCAGAUGCAAGGGGAAAUUGAAAACCGAAUUACAGCUGCAUUCACCAUGAUUGGCACUUCCACCCAAUUAUCUAAUCAGUGUUCACAGUUUGCCAUCCCUUCCUUCUGCCACUUUGUAUUUCCACUCUGUGAUGAGUGGUCCAGGACUCCCAAACGUAGGGAGCUGUGCCGGGAUGAAUGUGAGGUGCUGGAGAAUGAUCUGUGCCGGCAGGAAUAUAACAUUGCUCGCUCGAAUCCCCUUAUCCUCAUGCAGCUUCAGCUGCCCAAGUGUGAGGAUCUACCACUACCUGAAAGUGCAGAGGCUGCCAACUGCAUGAGGAUUGGCAUCCCUGUGGAACGGCUCAACCGAUAUCACCAAUGCUAUAAUGGCUCUGGAUCAGAUUAUAGAGGAACUAUCAGCACCACUCAGUCAGGCCAUCAGUGCCAAGCUUGGAAUGCCCAAUAUCCACAUAGUCAUCACCUGUCAAGCGUGGAUUUCCCAGAAAUAGCAGGGGGGCAUGCCUACUGCCGAAAUCCUGGGGGACAAAUGGAAGGUCCAUGGUGUUUUACACAGAAUAAAAACGUACGCAUGGAACUGUGUGACAUACCUUCUUGUAGUCCCCAGGAUAGCAGCAAAAUGGGAAUCCUCUACAUCUUGGUCCCUAGCAUUGCAAUACCAUUGGUCAUUGCAUGUCUUUUCUUCUUGGUCUGUAUGUGUAGAAAUAAACAAAAGGCAUCUGGUGCCACACCACAGCGGCGUCAGCUAAUGGCAUCCCCUAGCCAGGACAUGGAAAUGCCACUUAUUAAUCAACACAAACAGGCCAAACUCAAGGAGAUCAAUCUGUCCACUAUAAGGUUCAUGGAAGAGCUAGGAGAAGACAGAUUUGGAAAAGUCUACAAAGGUCACCUCUUUGGUACAACACCAGGGGAACAGACACAAACCAUAGCUAUUAAAACACUUAAAGACAAAGCAGAAGUGCCUCUCCGAGAAGAAUUUAAACAUGAAGCCAUGAUGAGAUCAAGGUUGCAACAUCCAAAUAUUGUAUGUUUGCUGGGAAUCAUGACCAAAGAUCAACCCAUUAGCAUGAUAUUUGGUUAUUGCUCCCACAGCGACCUCCAUGAAUUCUUGGUCAUGAGGUCUCCCCAUUCAGAUGUGGGAAGCACUGAUGAUGACAAGACAGUUAAAUCAACAUUAGAACCAGCAGACUUUUUCCAUAUUGUAGUACAAGUAGCUGCAGGGAUGGAGUACCUUUCUAGCCACCAUGUUGUCCAUAAGGACUUGGCCACCAGAAACAUACUUGUAUUUGAUAAGCUCAAUGUAAAAAUAUCAGACUUGGGCCUUUUUAGGGAAGUUUAUUCCGCAGAUUACUACAAACUGAUAGGAAAUUCUCUUCUCCCCAUCCGUUGGAUGUCCCCUGAGGCAAUUAUGUAUGGCAAAUUUUCCAUUGAUUCUGAUAUAUGGUCCUAUGGAGUGGUGUUAUGGGAGAUAUUCAGCUAUGGCCUGCAGCCAUAUUGUGGAUACUCUAAUCAGGAUGUCAUUGAAAUGAUAAGGAAUCGGCAAAUUUUGCCCUGUCCUGAUGAUUGUCCUGCCUGGGUGUAUACAUUGAUGAUAGAGUGUUGGAAUGAAUUUCCCAACAGAAGACCAAGAUUUAAAGACAUCCAUAAUAGGCUCAGAACAUGGGGUAAUCUUUCUAAUUAUAAUAGUUCAGCCCAGACAUCUGGAGCAAGCAAUACCACACAGACAAGUUCUCUUAGCACAAGCCCAGUGAGCAAUGUCAGCAAUGCCAGAUACAUUGGACCCAAGCAGAAAACUCAGUCUUUCCCUCAGCCACAGUUCAUUCCAGUGAAAGGGCAGAUAAGACCCAUGGUCCCACCUCCUCAGCUCUAUAUACCAGUGAAUGGUUAUCAACCAAUGCCUGCUUAUGGUGCUUAUUUGCCAAAUUUUUACCCAGUCCAAAUCCCCAUGCAAAUGGCCCCUCAACAGAUACCUUCCCAGAUGAUUCCCAAACCAGGAUCUCAUCACAGUGGCAGUGGUUCUACAAGCACAGGCUAUGUAACAACAGCCCCCUCCAACACAUCUGUAACUGACAGGGCAGCUCUUCUCUCAGAGGGAAAUGAUGAUGCUCUCAAUACAGUGGAACAUGUAGCUCAGAAUCCUGUCCAGGAAGAAGACGAAGAAGGCUCUGUUCCUGAAACAGAGUUAUUAGGUGACAAUGACACACACUUGCAGAUAGAUGAAGCAGAAGUUCCAUCAGAAGCAUAGGUAAAAGAGAUGACCUCUUAACCUGGUUUCAUCUUCUUUAUGGGGCUAUUUUAAAAACUGUGAUCCUUUAAGGGCUAUAUGAUCAAUUAAUUGAUCAGAAAACUUAGCCAUCAUUGACACAACAGAAAAAAAUACUAAAUGCAGCAGUAAUGAUAUUCCAGAGAAAUUGAUGAGAUUAUUGCAGACUUGGUAAUAUAGAACUGCUGCUUUACUUUUGUCAAUAAUCCUUGAGAAAAAACUGCUCUAAGAUAGAUACUGUUGCUGUGCAACAUAUUGCUGAGUAGUCUUGCACAUCAUGUCUAUCGUGAUCUGUGAUUGAUUGUAUUUUUAGUCCACAGUUCCUAAGCUGGACAGGUAGAGAAGAGGAUUGCUUUGAGAGUCCUGAAGUGAGGUACCAAGAUAAGCAACUUAGUGUACUUUCCCUCACUGAUGUGAUACAAUAAUAAUAAUGAGCCACAGACAUUUGUUUCUAAUAAAAAAAAACUUUAAAGAUUAUUUAUCUCUUUUUUGAAUCAAAGUGGCUCAAAACUCUGAGAAAACAGAAUUAAAGAAGGCAGAGAGAACUGUUUCCAGUGAGUAAUGUGGCAAAAGUUUCUAAAUAAGGUUGGGGCAUGAAAAAGAGCUUUCCUUUCCAUUGCUGCAUUACUCUUUUCUCCCUCUAGUGACUAAAAGACUUAUUACUUCACAAAUCAGAAGAGAAGGGGAUAUUUACUGUGUACCACAAACCCAAGCUUUGCAGCUCUAUGUUGGUUGUCAAAUAUGAAAGAGAUUUUUAAUGUCUUCUAAAUAUAUUAAAUUGAUGCCUUAAAAAUUUCACACAUGUAUUUUAAAAAUCAAAUCAUUUUAAUGAUUCUGCUUGUCUAUCUGCCCACUUUACUUUCAGGGAAAGUGGCUCUUGAUUUUGGAAUAUUCAAAAAAAAUGCUA
Vombatus ursinus (common wombat) is the source of this 4394-nucleotide messenger RNA. It is a transcript of the gene ROR2, whose product is annotated as receptor tyrosine kinase like orphan receptor 2. Gene Ontology annotation, cellular component: signaling receptor complex. The record is from RefSeq and is a predicted model, not a curated record. Gene Ontology annotation, molecular function: ATP binding; transmembrane receptor protein tyrosine kinase activity; protein binding. NCBI's taxonomy places the organism in Eukaryota, Metazoa, Chordata, Mammalia, Diprotodontia, Vombatidae. The transcript has 9 exons. Bases 383 to 3469 code for a protein of 1028 amino acids. Gene Ontology annotation, biological process: cell surface receptor protein tyrosine kinase signaling pathway; protein phosphorylation; positive regulation of kinase activity.